AAAAGAAAGAUGAAGGUACCAAGUUGCUUUGGUUUCAUUUCAACUUGGAUAGCCAAAAGGAAAGAGAAACGUAGGGAAAAGAAAAGAAAGGCUAUUGCUAGCCGCACCCCCACACCAACGCUAGUUCAAUAUGAGCAUAGAAAAGCACGUGGCGGGGAGUCUUUUACCAUUGAAGUAGAUUGCAAACCAAUAGUCAUGAAGCCGAUAUUGCCGCCAAUUAAGAAAGCUGACGGGCCUAUACGCCUAGCUUGUGAGGCUCGACAAGAAAAGGCCGAGGCCAAAAGAAAUGAGGAGCUUUCAAAAAAGAAGGUACUGGCAAGAGAGCACCAGAGAAAAAAAACUGAAUGCAAGCAACGAAAGGACGAGUCCGAACACCGGUUUCAGGAAAGAGUUCGACUCACUAUCAGAUAUAGACAAGCAGACGCCGAAAGGAAUAGGAGCCGCAUGUUGGAUCAAAGAGGAAGCAUUAGCCGAAUGUCAACCAGAGCAAGAAGCUCACUGGCUGUUUCCUCCUCCUCAGAGUCUGUCGACGAGGGCAAUAAGAAAGCCCUCAAGGUCGGCAGCUCUCAUUAAAUUUUAGGCCGGUCGACACACCCUAUAAAUAGUAGGCCACAUACAUAAUGCUAUUGUCACGUGAUAGGACGUUUUCUUGACAUAAACUACAAAAAAAAGCAGCUUAAUUCCUUUUCUCUUACUCAUUUUUAAUUUUAUAAUGUAAAAAUUCUUCUUUUUUUUUUCAUUUUAUUAUCAGAUGAUCAUAUUUUCUCGCCGUUUUUGCAUUUACUCUUUUUUGUGAUCCUUCAAUACGAAUUUCAAAUCAUAUUGUGUGUAUCAAAUGUCUAUGACAAUUUAUUCAGACAAGCAUUUAUUUUCAGUUUGUCUUUACUUUCUUCAUUUUUAAACUCCUGCUUUUGGAAAACAAGCUUAACUCAUCUCGCACAUAGUCUUGUUAAAUUUUCAAUUGACCAAAGUUUGUGAAAUUUCAACACACAAGUUAUAUUUCAGCACUAUUUUCAGAAGCAAUACAAUGUCGAUAUAUUAAAUUAUCUAAAUGGUCAACUUUACAAAGUUAACAUGUGCCUUCGAUAGUUAAAAACAACAUCUUUGUUUUAAAAUCUUUAUACCAACCUGAUCUGCCUUGAACAAAAAAAAUACAUAAAACCACGAAAACAGGUAUCAAAUCUACACUUUGACCUUGAUUUAUCAACGUCAAGUAUGAUGAUACUUACUAAAAAAUUCACCUCAUUUUAUCAUCCAAUCAUUCAUGUAUUCAUCAAAAACCCCAAGAAACAAGGCAUUGGUCUUUUGCUUACCGUUUAAGAAAACUCUUAACCUUUAAAAAUACAUUUUUUUUAUCAUAACAUAUGUGUACAUUUCAAUCACUAAUUUGUUAUACUUUCUAGGAUUCAUUCAUUUUUCAUUUUAAAAAUCUGGUUAGUCAGAAAGCGCACCUAGAUCAUUAAGUAUGUUUUUGGACAUUCUCAUCUUAGCAACAAGGAAAUAUUUCUGGUUAACACUAUAUAUACUAUCUUAACUAUUUUUUUAUACAUUGAAGUUUAAAUUUACACUUUUUUUAUUAUUCAUCAUAAUAAUAUUAUGUUAACAAGCGGACCAUGAUGAAUAUCUGCCUUGAACAAACAAAAAAAAUACAUAAAACCACGAAAACUAGUAUCAAAUCUACAUUUUGACCUUGAUUUAUCAACGUCAAGUAUGAUGAUACUUACCAAAAAAAUCUCAUCUCAUUUUAUCAUCCAAUCAUUCAUGUAUUCAUCUAAAAACUCAAAGAAACAAGGCAUUAGUCUUUUACUUACAGUUUAAGAAAACUCUAAACCUUUGAAGAUAAAUUUCUUAUCAUACCCUACGUCAGGCUACAUGUACAUUACAAUCACUGGUUUGUUAUAUUUUCUAAGUUUUAUUCAUUAUUCUAUUUAAAAUCUGGUUAAUUUGAAAGUGCACACAUUGAGUACAUUUUUGGACAUUCUUAUCUUAGAAACACGGAAAUAUUUCUUGAUUUACACUAUACAUACUAUCUUAACUGUUUUUUUUUAUACAAACAGUUUUACACAUUUUUGAUAAUUCAUCAUAAUUAUGUUAUAGAAAUAACCUUUUUUUUCAUUUGUAUUAACAGUUGAAAAACAAAUAUGGCUAAAAAUAUCAUUGAUAUUCCAAGUUAAAUUUAUAAAUUAUAAAUGACUAUUCACGUGACAUGGCUCCGAUAUUUCAAGGCAUAAAGACCCUUUGGCCUGCUGUUAUAGGGAUGUUGUCGGUUUUGUUUUUUGACAUUUUGGCAUUUUGUUUUCAAAACUUACAAAUUUUUCCUCUCAAUGUUGCAUCAUUGGUCAUAAGACUUAAAAUAGGUAUAUCAAUAAAAAUACAUCUACAAUUUAUAUUACA
Molecule: messenger RNA, 2394 nt
Organism: Ruditapes philippinarum (Manila clam)
Lineage: Eukaryota; Metazoa; Mollusca; Bivalvia; Venerida; Veneridae
Exons: 4
Coding region: 10-573 (187 amino acids)
Source: RefSeq, a predicted model, not a curated record